UUGGUCUCGUCCAGUCCUCUGUCUUUCUGUUAAUUAGUCUGUUAGUUUAAUAUUGGUUUCCACCUGUCUCUUGUUUUACCUUGAUCAUUGUCCACCUGUUCCCUGUUACCCAUUGUGUAUGUAAACCCUCUGUCUCCUCUCCGUCCUUGUCGGUUAUUAGUCUAUGUUUAAAAUAAAGAUUCUUGCAACUCUGAAGAUUGCCUUGCCGUACUUUGCCCUACGUUUGAGUCAAGCCCUUGCAACCGUGACAGAAUAACCGACCCACAAACAUGGAAGAAGGCAAGUGUUUUUAUUUUAAUUCCGACUUGCCACUGCACCUAAUGCCCUGGGAGCUGUUCUGGGAGGAUGAAGAGGAGGGGGAAACCACUGAGGACGACUGGUCCUCUGAGGAGGAUGGACCAGGUCCCUCUCCAGUCCCAGCUCCCCAACGCCCUGGGCCUGCAGUUCUUCCAGUAGCUCGAGCUCCAGUCCCUAUUCCGAUUCUGGCUCCAGCUCCAGCCCCGAUUCCGGCUCCGGCUCCAGCCCCGGCUCCGGCUCCAGUCCUGAUUCCGGCUCCAGCUCGCUCUCCAGCCCCGAGUGAGGCUCCUGUGCCGGCUCCUGAUCCUGCUCUGACUCCGGCCCCGAGUCAGACUCCUACACCGGCUCCGGCUCCAGUCGCGGUUUCGACUCCUGCUCCGGAUCUGGCUCCAGCUCCCGAUCCAGCUCCGACUCGGGCUUCAGCUCUGACCGGUCAUCCAUCGGGCCGUCCGCCUGACCCGCCGUCUCCGACCGGCCGUCCGCCUGACCCGCCGUCUCCGACCGGCCGUCCGCCUGACCCUCCAUCUCUGAUCGGCCGCCCAACGGGUCGUCCGCCUGACCCUCAGUCUCUGACCGGCCGUCCGCCUGACCCUCUGUCCCUGUCCGGCCGCCCGCCUGACCGGACAGGCCUGACCGGGCGUCCACCUGAUCCUCCGUCCCUGGCCAACCGUCCGCCUGACCCUCCGUCUCUGACCGGCCGUCCACCAGGUCGUCCACCUGACCCUCAAUCUCUGACCGGCCGUCCGCCUGACCCUCUGUCCCUGUCCGGCCAUCCACCUGGCCGGCCGCCCGCCUGACCCUCCUGCCGUUAGCCCCCUCCGCCCACCCUGUUUGGACCUUUUUUUUGUUUGGGCCGUCUGGAAUCCGGCCCUUGGAGGGGGGGUAAUGUAAGGGUCCUGUCCGUGCUCCUUUGUUUGUUCCCCAUGUGCUUUGUGUUUACCUGCCUGUCACCUGUCUUUGUCUCUGCCCCAUCUCCUUAUUUGGUCUGUGCUUCCUGUCUUGUUAGUUUUCCCUCCGUUUCUGUUUCCACACCUGUUCCCCCGUUAUUGUCUUGUUGGUCUCGUCCAGUCCUCUGUCUUUCUGUUAAUUAGUCUGUUAGUUUAAUAUUGGUUUCCACCUGUCUCGUUUUACCUUAAUCAUUGUCCACCUGUUCCCUGUUACCCAUUGUGUAUGUAAAUGUCUCCUCUCCGUCCUUGUCGGUUAUUAGUAUAUGUGGUUUAUGUUUAAAAUAAAGAUUCUUGCAACUCUGAAGAUUGCCUUGCCGUACUUUGCCCUACGUUUGGGUCAAGCCCUUGCA
Alosa sapidissima (American shad) is the source of this 1594-nucleotide messenger RNA. Its product is annotated as basic proline-rich protein-like. The record is from RefSeq and is a predicted model, not a curated record. The transcript is spliced from 2 exons. Bases 270 to 1094 code for a protein of 274 amino acids. NCBI's taxonomy places the organism in Eukaryota, Metazoa, Chordata, Actinopteri, Clupeiformes, Clupeidae.